UAGUGUAGUGCUCAAUGUAGUCCUCAACUUUCCCUUCAAUCUCUUUCCAAUUGGGCAGAUUUUCCAAAAGCAAAGGAACCAAACCUCUCUCUCUCUCUCUCUCUCCCACACCCUUCCCUGCAACUGCAACACCGAGUCAUCACUUCGGUCACACACACACUUUCCUCUCUACUCUUCAACACACCUAAAAGCCCAAAACACUAUCACCUAAUUUUAGUAACCCCAUCAACUCAAAACUCACAAAAGACCCAAUGUUAUUGAAACUCCGAUGACACCCCUCAAUUAACUCUCUCACAUUCAACCGUGUGAGAGAGGGCAUAACUUGAACCAUCCCAAUGGAGAUUCAACAAAGCUUGAAGCUCACAAUCCACAAGAAAUGGCCAUCAUCACCCAAAAAACCACCAAAAGAAUCAGAACCAAUAACCCCCACCCCCAACACACCAAAGCUGAAAUGGAAGAAAAUCUUCUUCCAAACCAAAACCAAAACCCAAAUACAAACCCCACCAGAAGAAUUCCUCUGUCCUAUUUCGCGUUCCCUCAUGUUCGACCCCGUCAUCGUCUCCUCCGGCCACUCCUACGAACGCUCCUCCGUCGAAGCCUGCAAAAAUGUCAAUUUUACCCCUCAACUCCCCGACGGCACCACCCCCGAUUUCUCCACCCUCAUCCCCAACCUCGCCCUCAAAUCAGCCAUCCUCAAAUGGUGCCAAUCCACCCACACACCUCCUCCUCACCCCAACAACAACCCCGUACAAACCUUAAUCUCCUCCAACCCUAACCUCGUACACACCAUAAACCCCUCGAACACAAACCUCGUACACACAAACCCAAACCCCUCCCCAGAGAAAAUCUCCGACCAAGAUUUGAUUCUGAACUCCCUGAGCGAAAACCCACCACACCCCGACAACAACAACCACCUCGUACAAACCUUAAUCUCCUCCAACGCAAACCUCGUACACCCAGAGAAAAUCUCCGACAAAGAUUUGAUUUUGAAUUCUCUGAACGAAAACCCACCAGUGAAGAACCUCUGCCACCACGCGGAAACCGAGGUUCCCAUAAGGCCGACACACUUGUACACGAGCUCCGAGGAAUCCAUAGCGACAACCUCGGCCUCAACGCCGCCGCUUCAGUUCUCCACGCGCCCGAGCUGCUGCUACUACUCUUCACCUUCGUCUUCAGAACUCGAACCCGCGACAAUCCCAGAAGAAGAAGAGAUCAUGACAAAGCUCAAAAACCCUCAACUCAAUGCAAUCGAAGAAGCGCUUAUCUCUCUCAGAAAACUAACGAGAAUAAGAGAAGAAACAAGGCUUCAACUUUGCACCCCUCGGUUACUCUCCGCGUUACGCUCACUCGUUUUGUCGAAGCACGUGAACGUUCAGGUGAACGCUCUGGCAUCGGUGGUGAACCUCUCGUUGGAGAAGAGUAAUAAAGUGAAGAUCGUGCGGUCGGGGAUGGUUCCGCCGUUGAUCGAGGUUUUGAAGUUUGGAUCCUCUGAGGCGCAGGAGCACGGUGCGGGCGCGUUGUUUAGUUUGGCAUUGGAUGAUGAUAACAAAACCGCGAUUGGGGUUUUGGGGGGUUUGGCACCGUUGCUUCACAUGCUCCGAUCCGAGAGCGAGCGGACUCGGCAUGACUCGGCAUUGGCGCUUUACCAUUUGUCUUUGGUCCAGAGUAACCGAUCCAAGAUGGUUAAACUCGGUUCGGUUCCGGUUCUAUUGAAUAUGGUUAAGUCGGGUCACAUGACGGGUCGGGUUUUGUUGAUUUUGGGGAACUUGGGUUCCGGGUCGGACGGGAGGGCCACGAUGCUUGAUGCGGGCAUGGUGGAGUGUUUGGUGGGGUUGCUCAGUGGGGCCGAGUCAAGGAGCGGGUCGACUCGAGAGAGUUGCGUGUCGGUGAUGUACGCGCUGAGCCACGGCGGGUUGAGGUUUAAGGCAGUGGCGAAGGUGGCUGGGGUGAUGGAGGUGAUGCAAAAGGUGGAGAAGGUGGGGACUGAGAGAGCUAGGAAUAAGGUGAGGAAGAUAUUGGAGAUUAUGAGGGCCAAGGAAGUGGAGGAAGAGGAUCAUGUGGAUUGGGAGGAGUUGCUCGACUCGGGAUUGCCUUGCCGGACUAGGACUAGACUCGGUGCUGGGUUGGACGACUCAACUCCUAACUCGGCCCAGUUUUGAGUACAGUUGAAUAUUUUGUUAAAAUGUAAAUGUUUGGUUUUUUAAGAUUAGGUUGUUAAUUAAGGUUCUUUUGGUUCACAGGCUGCUUUUGGAUUCUUCUUCUAAAAAAAAAAAUUCCAUUGUUUUUAUCAUUUUUGAAGUUGGAUGAAGAAUUGGUAAAUGUGAGUAUUUUCUUUUUAAUUUGAUUUAUAUGUAUUAUCAGUGUAAAUUGUUUUACUUAAUUAUAAUUUUGAUUUUCUUAGUUUUA
Molecule: messenger RNA, 2406 nt
Organism: Glycine soja
Lineage: Eukaryota; Viridiplantae; Streptophyta; Magnoliopsida; Fabales; Fabaceae
Product: U-box domain-containing protein 40-like
Exons: 1
Coding region: 336-2159 (607 amino acids)
Biological process (GO): protein ubiquitination
Cellular component (GO): cytoplasm; nucleus
Molecular function (GO): protein binding; ubiquitin-protein transferase activity
Source: RefSeq, a predicted model, not a curated record